CGCCGACUCGAGUGAGUAUCGCCUUGCGCGCCGAGCUUAACAGACAGAAGAGCUUUUUAGCGUUUCAGCCUGAAACAAGCUUUCAGCAUCGCUUGAUCGUCAUCUGUUCAAACAGCGAACUCUCUUCUCGCGUUGGUGGGUUGUUUUCAUUCAAAAAGCAGGGAUUAAAUUUUGCGAUACGGGGAUGAUGAUGAGUGGACGAUGAUUUGUGCGGUGAUUUUAGUGAGAUCUCAUCUAUGGAUAUUACAUGCCUUUCGCAAAGGAUUCAAUUAAUAAUUGAAAAUACAGUAAUGCCAACAUGGCGGCGACUGACGCUCAAAUCACAGUGGCCGCUGCGCGAUGGGCCGACGAGGGCAGCUACCUUAGGGAGUUUGUCGCGAAGCACCAUCUGCCGGCAGUGGUGAAAAUCAUUAAGGGCCAAUAUGGUGGCCUGGGAGUACCCACGCUGCCUAGUCCGGGUCUGCAGUCCACCGCUUUACUCGUUUCAGUGGGGAAAAGGCAGAAAAUAGUUGCCCAAGCUGUGAAAAUUAAAGAGGGAAGAAGGCUGGUUUGCGUCGGACCUCGACUAGUGAUACCUGAAACUUACUCGGGCUACUUUGAGCUUUUAAGUGAAGAAGGUCGAGCUGUACGUUGCAUUGAGAGCGUAGCUGAAUUAGCUAGGCGGAAACCUGAGGAAGGUUGUUUGGUGCGCGAAACAAUUCGAGGAGUUCAAGCCAAGACUGAAGCGGAUGGUAUGGUGACUCCAGAAGGUGCCCGAACCAUUCCCGCUGGUGAAAUACUAGUCCCUACCGGUGAGGCUGUGUUGCCAGGGUCCAAAGGACGCUACCUAAAGUGCGUGGACACGCGCGGCGACACAAUCCUGCUGGGUCUCGAGCAACGCGGUAAAUUUUCUGCGUUAGCUCGCGAAGACAACAUCAGUGGAGUGCAUACGGCACGUAAUUUACUUAGCAAGAGGCUGCCGCUCACUGUGCGACUCGUGCACGGAACUGCGCCUCGAGGACUCAAAAGUCCCAGUCAUUUUGUGCCAGAACUUAGGUUAUUAUCUCUAUUUGAAGAAGAGCAUAUUUUCGCCCUUCCUCUUCAAAAGGAUUCUCAUAGCGUGACAGCGUUACCUUUAGCUGCUCCCCUGAAGCUAUUACGGACAAGAAAUGAAGAGCAGCUAAGGACCAUGUCAGAAUUUAGUCGAUUGGUAGAUAAAUGUAUGAAAUUAGUAACUGAAGUAGCUGAUAGAAUACAGGUUCUAGAUGGUAAGCUAGGCGAUUCGAAAAAACAAUCUCCAACUCAACCCACCGAACUCAAAAAUGGUUUCGUGUUACGUCGUAGUGCCUCAUCCGAUUCCGCUAAUCAUCGAACCAAACAUUCGCAUCAUCGAAAAGACGAAAACAGAAUUCCCGUCUACAGUAAAGAUUACGACGAAAUCGAUCAAAUCUACGAUUACGUUAGAGGAUUCGCACCGUUACCCAAAAACAUUCGGUCGCCAUUUUCUGACGCGUCGCCGUCUUUAACGUCCCAUAGUUCUACACCGUCACAUCCGGUGUCAGAUCUCACUAAACCUGAACCACCGCCUAUUGAAACAAUACCAACAAAGAAAUUACAAGCAGAAAAACGAAACAGAAAGUCCGCUUCGACGAUAAGAGAUAAAGAAACUCCCCCAAAGGUUCAUCAAGCACACCAGAAGACGCCUCCUGGAUUACCGAAGUUGUAUGUAAAAAAUGGGCAUUCGCAGAGGAGCAGGUUGUUGAGGCAGAAAAGUGCUUCUCCUAUGAAAGAGACCCCACCUAGUCCAAUUUCCAAGAGUGGGUCUCCAUUAUUUAAUAUUCGUUAUAAGUCGCUGAAUAAUUUACAGGCGAUGGAACUAGACGGUACUCUGGAUUCGAGUAAUUCCGGAGGUCGAGCCUCGGGUGAUUCCGGGACUGGUACCAAACAGCCUGAAAAACGAUCUCGUAAACUGUCGAGACCACGAAGUCUAACGAACUUGGUGUGGGAGGUCAGGGAACAUCCAGACAUUUCGAUGCCCCUGGUGGAUAAAUCCAAGAAAAUCGUUGAUCCGGCGGCCAUAGUGUAUAAUAAAAAACAUUCCAAGUAUUCUAUUAGUGGACACAAAAAUCGGGGAACCCUAUAUUUGUAAUUGUAGGGCCUGCAGGUGGGUGAAGGUAUCGCUUGGUACCGUUCCACAGCUUAGCUAUUUGUGAUUUGUAUAAUAUAAGAUUUUUUAAUGAGCACGUCUACUUCCACUUAUAAAGCUCACUUUGUAUUUUUUUUCCAAUAUUUGAUUGAACAAAUUUGAAAUUUUGCUCUUUUGAUUAGUCUUUCGAUAGCUCUGGAGGCCAUGCUAUAAAGAAAAAUAUUUCAUUAGUCCAUUUUAGAUUGAAUUGCUGAGAAGAAAAUGGACAUAACUCCAUUUUUGGGAAAAUCAAAGUCGCAUAGUUCCAUCGUUGAUCACAAUACAAUACGAAAAAAUUUAGUCUAGUUCAAGCGUCGACUUUUCAGCGUGAAAGGAAAGUAAAUCUCAUUUUGAACUGAAUGCAUUUUGCCAUUUUUAAGACAUUUUUAUUUUUAUCAUCUAUUGAUUGUUAAUAUUUGAGCCAUGUAACUUUAUAAUUUCAUUAUUAUUGAUGAGUGGUAGAUAAAAGAGAACAUUAUUAUUAUGUAAUCGUUAUUAUCUCUGAUUUGAAGACUACUGAAAUUACUACGUAUAUUUCACACGUCUAAUCCGACUUGAUUGUAUAUAUUCUGUAUUCGACUGAGAAUAAGAAUAGAUUCAAAUUAUUACUGGAAUAAACAGCACCUUUUAUCCGGUCAAAAAUGCCAUCUAAUCUCGUAACUAACGAUAUUUCCUAAUCCGGUUUUGGGUAUAGGUAUAGGUACCAUAAAUUUCAUAUACGCCGUUCAAUUUCUGUUUGGCAUCCCCUUUUUAUUAGAAAAACAUUUCAAUUAAACUAUCGUCAGCCUAAAGUCGUUCUCAUCUUCUCAUAUCACGUGAGUUUUUUCUGAGUUCAUUGAUUCAGCAAAAUAAUUUGCCUGUUCAUAAUCUCAUGAGUAUAACAUUCCCGGGUUCGUUUAGCAAGAUUGAACGGUGAAUUUUUCAACCUCUUCUUUUAACAAAUAUUCUGAAAAACGAAAUGAAAAACAAAUAGGACCUACGUUGUGGAAACUUACUCAAUUUUACUUACUGGACAUGCGCCCGACAUAGCAAAAUUAGGGAAAUUUGAAGGAAGUUGUAAUAUGUAAAAUAAAUGAAAAAUUUGAGUAUUAAAGUGAAUCGUACCGUUCUCGACGUGGAACUAACGAGGGGAAAGAGCACGGUAGAGAAACCCUUGAUCCAACAUUUCUCAUAAAUCAAAACAUACUGUGUCAUUUAAAUAAAUAAUUGUGAGUCAAUAAUCAAUAAAAGUUCAAAUUAGGUACCGUCUCUGUCCUUUUGCUAAAAUUUCAAUUCCACAAACUACAUUCGAUCAACACUACCUAUAUUCAAUACUGAAGAGUUUUUAGUUAGUUAGCCAGUUUCACCAGCAGGUACUGAGGUCCCGUACGGGAUGCUACUCUGCUAUAGUUGUUAUUUUGAGCCAAUAUCUCUUUGCUUUGUUUGCUAGGAUAUUCGCUCGUCAGGGUAGGAAAAUCUGAGUAGAUACAACAAGGCCCUAAUGCACGUUCUGAAUACCCAAAUUAAAAUCCCAGCACAAAAGACAGCACACAAUUUCUUUGGUUUUAAUUAACUUUUUAUCUGUUUUGUUCACAGCAUGAAAUGAUUUUUGUUAAAUACAUGAACAAUGCACAUGCUAUAAAAAAUAUUAUAAACAAACAAAAAACAUUAAAAUGAAAAAAAUAAUACUUGCAUAAAUUGAACUCUCAAAAAACAAAAUAACAUUUAUUCAACUGACCUGUGAUCGCUCCUUAUGACACACAAACUAAUCACAAAUUGAAAUGAACAGUCAGUUUAAUACACAUAAAAAUUGAAUAAUGAACAAUGGAGGACAAGCUCAAGCUUGUUCGCUCUGGUCUCGUCUCUCAUUCUCUUCUAUCUCCCUUUUUCGUACGUUCCUUGUGGCGCGUCUUCGUUCAACUCUAAACUUCACAGCGCAGACAUGGUUGCAAAUUUACCAUUUUUUCUAUAGUAGACGUUUUUUAAAAAGUUAAGAUUCAAAGAAAUAAUACUUUAAAUAAGUGGAUUUCCUCUGUUUUUAUUUUCGAGCUGUCGCAUAUCGGUGAAAGUGCGAUUAGCCAUAACCUAAUAAUAAUAAAAACCCCUAUAUUUGGUACUAUUUUGUUAUGAACUUAGAUGACCUAGUGCUCAUCAGAACAGCGAUCCCAAAAAAAUCAAUGAGAAUAGAAGUACAAGUAUCAUAUCUUGAAAUAUGGCAGAAGUUCUAAGUUUCAUACGACAGGUAGGUACUUCAUCAAGGCUGCCUCCAUUGCGAGAAAGGCUUAAAAGGCUGGCAGAAUUUUGACAUGUUUUCUUAUUAUAUACCUAAGAUGACUAUGGCUCUUGAAAUUGAAUUUCCAUCCAGAUCAAAAAUCUGGAUUAGGCGUGUCAAAUAAGGUAGUUAGACUUGCAAUAAUUGAAUGCAAUUUUGUUUCACUAAUAAACCGAAAAACACAAAGUGACCUUAUCAAUAUUUUAUAACAAAUUUUGCACUUGGAUGUAUCAAGGAACCAAAAAAUAACAAACUACCUAAUAUUUAAUAUAACCAUAUUUUUGGUGAAUCUUGCAUGUACAUAUUUUAUUGCUUACCUUUCCAGUGAGCUUUUGUAGGGUGUUUCAACCUUUUUAAGCUUAUAUUGGAUUAUGAAUAAUAUACCCAAGAAAAUGUAAACGAUUUUUGUAAAAUAAUUUGAAUAGUAUGUUGUUUACUAAUUGAAUUUGAAACCUGAUUUGGAAAUAAUAGGUACCUAUCUAAUUAACAUAACCACAAAUUAAUAUUAAAAAAUAUUGAGUCAAAAUCCAUGCCAAUUGAUAUAUUUUAAAUAAUUUCUCUAUAUUUGUGUAUAUUAAAUCUACAUUCAAAUGAAAGAUAGUACAGUAGAAUAAGGAAGUUUUAAGUUUGACAUUAAAUUAUUUGCAGUGUAGUGAUUGGUAUGUAAGCUAUUCACAAAGUGCCAUCUAAUUAUUUUUUUAGUAAUUUAAUCUUUAGCUUGAAUGUGAAGAAAAUGCCUAAUUAUCGUAGCUUAGUUGUUAUGGAAGACAAAAUUGAAUUAUUACGAUUAACAAAUGGAGUUUUAAAUUUUUAAAAAUUUCGCAUGUGCCUUCUUACAAAUAUCUAUACUUAAAUAACACUUGAUUACUUUUUUGCUAAUGAUUACUGUACUAUCUUCACUUUGUGGAAGUAGACUAGUUCUAUUUUUUUUUCUAGUUUUGUUUUUUCUAUUUUCUAAGACUUGUGAUUUGUAGGGUUUAGUUUUUUGUAUUUUUUUAAUUCGUAGUAUUUAAGUUUAAACGUUUAAACGAUACUCGGUGUCCAUAUCAUUAAAAGUCAAAUAAAAUAAUAAUAAUAAUUACAAAAUAUUUAUAGUUUUUUUUUACUCCUCAUGAUAUUUCCAAGGUUUCUCAUUUCAACAUCGCAAAGACAUUCGAGUUCAUC
Messenger RNA from Ceutorhynchus assimilis (cabbage seed weevil), 5579 nucleotides. Lineage: Eukaryota; Metazoa; Arthropoda; Insecta; Coleoptera; Curculionidae. The record is from the annotation of a GenBank genome assembly.